UUCAAAUUGGAAGAUUCCUUGGAUGGAAAUUUCUUCCACUGAGUUACAUUUUACGACUGACCAUUCCAUCAUUGCCAGGCAACCUGGCCAACUGUCACUCACUCCAACCGGCUUUAAAAAGGGGGAUGAUAAGAAGCAACCACCAGAACCACAGACAGUGCCUCGCCGUCAAAGACCAGGACCAAGACAAACCAGCACAGCUCCACCAGCUCAGCCCAGCUCAUGAUGAGGUUCUGUGGGAUCCACUGCUCCCUGGCCCUGCUGGGUCUGUCUCUGGUUCUGUGCAGACACAGUGCCGCCUCACAGCCCGACCUGGACCUGGACCUCCGUCACAACAGGCUACUUCAGAGAGCUCGCGCUGCUGGCAUGGCAACACAGGAAUGGAAUAAGCGUGCGAUGGAGGACCUGCUAUCCCAGCUGUCUCUACCGGAGGCAGAGACUCAGGACAGGGAGGUCUCUACGGUGGGGGCCAAAGAUGACCUCCACAUGGAACGUUCUGUGGAAAAUAACCUACCGCCUAAGGAACGCAAAUCUAGCUGCAAAAACUUCUACUGGAAAGGGCGUACUUCCUGUUGAGCAUCCAUUCACUGUCACACUACCCAAUCACUGAACUUCCACUGAGGUCCACCCAACCUUGAUUGAUCUGAUUGAAUGGCAUGCUGGUUGGGCGGCUUUAAUCUCCUUAGUGGAUAUGUAACUUGUGUAAAUUAUGAAAUAAAAGUAAAGCUUCGAUUAA
Molecule: messenger RNA, 736 nt
Organism: Alosa alosa (allis shad)
Lineage: Eukaryota; Metazoa; Chordata; Actinopteri; Clupeiformes; Clupeidae
Product: somatostatin-2-like
Exons: 2
Coding region: 223-576 (117 amino acids)
Biological process (GO): regulation of cell migration
Cellular component (GO): extracellular region
Molecular function (GO): hormone activity
Source: RefSeq, a predicted model, not a curated record